AUGCUGUGCUACCGGAAGCGCACGAGAAAAGAGCUGAGGGAGGUGGCAUGGGACCAGUGGUUGUCAAGUCCUAUCCCUAAGGCUGGGUGGUCGCCAUUUGCGUGCCGGAGUUGCUUCCGCGAGGGCGAGCCUGUCCCGCUUCAUAGACGUCUCGGUUGUGAGCACACGUUCCCGGAUGAGCUCAAGGGCCUGACGCCGGUGGAGGAGAAGCUGAUCGCGCUGAACUCGUGCUACGGAUUCCACGUCAAGGGCCACAUCACGGUGUUCCCAAACAACGUACAAGAGCUGGCGACGGACGUGCUGCCGCACCCUCUCUUCCAGGUAAUGGACGAGAUCCACGUCUCGUGGCAGGGGGCGCUAAGGCCGACACCGAGCGAUCUGUCGAGUCUCCUAUCGGUGAGGCGGCGAGUCGUCGAGAGAGCCCUUGUCUGGUUGAAGAGGAACAACCCCCACUACGCCGCGAUCGAGAUCGACGCGGCAGAGAUGGAGAGCUGGGGAGACCCGGCCCACGGGGUGCCGCCGUUGGUGUACGAGCGCCUGGAGCGGAACGAGCCGUCGGCGUGGGAGAAGACGCGGACGGCGCACGUCGUGCCGCCCACGGAGCGGGCCAUGGACGACGAGGGGGCGGUGGAGAUCGAAGAAGUCCUCGCCAUGCUCAACCAAGGGGAAAGCACGACGAGUCGCGAGGCCGGCGAGCCAGAGGCAAGCGAGGUGGACGAGGUGCGUGGUCAGAGCUGCGGCGAGGCCGAUGAUAAUGCGAAGACGGUCAACGAGGUGACCUCGUCAGGGAUGUUUGCGUUGGACGGACCGCCCGACGUGGCCGACGUCGACAAGCUGCGGUUCGCAUGCGAUUCCGUUCGCCAAGGCGCAGCCGACGACGGUACGGGCCCGAGGACGUGGGUCGAAUCCUCGGCAAGGGGCAGCCGGGGCACGUCGAUGGUCCUGAACCAUUCAUCCAUGUCCGCCGCGGGGAUGAAUUCGCCGACUCGUUCGAAGCUUCUUUCUUCGCAAAGACCUUUCCACGCUAUUACCAUUCGGUGUCGGAGGGCCGCGGCCGGUCGAGGAAGCAAGCUCGCAGUUGGGCAGAGGCUCGGUCAACACGCGCGCGGCGGCGGAGGCGGGUCGCAGGACCUCCUGUCAUCCCGGAACAUGAGCCUUCGUACGUGGGCCGACACGGUGUUGCGACGCCACGGCGGCCGGUUCGCGACGCACCACAUCUUCGCAUUCCUCGUCUUCAACAUGGGCGUGCGGUCGAGGAACCGCCGCGUCAGCAUGCUGAGCGUGACGAGGAAGAACUUCCGCAAGGUGGAGCGCAUCGUACGGUCGCUGACCGCAGACGGGUUAGCGGCAGCUAGAGCCGAGCUGGAGAGCACAGGCAAGACGACCGACGACGGCGUGAAAGAGCUUCUCAGGAGCCUCUCGCUCUAUGGCUAUCGUCAGCCCAUGUCGAGAGAGCUCCGUCUCAGUAUGCGGCACAAGAUCCUGGCGCUCAUCGUCCGCUACGGCGUGCCUGCGAUCUGGUUCACGAUCAACCCAAACGACAUCACGAACCCGGUGAAGCUCCGACUGGCAGCGUACCGCACGCGCGACCCUGAGGCGGCCGAGGAGUUCCUGCGGAGCCUCGAUAUGUCGUUCAAACGGGUGAGGCUGUCCGUCUCCGACCCGAUGAGCUCAGCCAUGUUCUUCCACCGGGAGAUGACGCUGUUCUUCGAGCAUUACGUAAAUGCAGGGGAGUCGGUGUUCGGGCGCAUCGGCCACUACUACGGUGCCGUGGAGACCAACGAACGAGGAUCCCUUCACGUCCACGGGCUGCUCUGGUUACACGGAAACGCGCACCUGAGCUCCAUGCUUUCCGACGCCCACGGGGAGGAGCAGGCGGCGUACCGUGAGCGAAUCAUCCGCUAUGUCGAUAGCGUCUUCUGUGAGGACUUGGACCAGGAAGGCUUCUGCGCCGUGCAGGCGGAGCGUUCGGUGACGUCUGACGUCUCAUCCCUGCUGGACAGUGCCGAGCAGUUCUCGGCCGGAUUCGAAGAGGAAGCCAACUUCUGCGCCGGCGCGACGCAGAUCCACACCCACAGCCCGACAUGCGUCAAGUACUCCCUGGGCAACAAGGGGCGAAGGGGCGACCUCUGUCGCUUCAAGGCGCCAUGGAAGCUGGUCGAGGAGACGACGCUCUCACAGGACGGCGUGCUGCGGAUCCGCAGGACGCAUCCCAUGGUGAAUCGGUGGAACAAGGCCAUCGCCGUGGGGCUCCGCCACAACCACGACAUCUCCUUCAUAGCGACGCAGCGGAAGACCAUGGCUCUCGUCUAUUACGUGACAAAUUACGCGACCAAGGUAGAGGACCCGACGUGGAAGCGCGUCGCCGCGGCCGCGGAACUGCUGCCCGUCGUCGCAGCAGGUGGCCAGCCGGGUGCCAGGAGGAUGCCGGAAAUGGCGUCGAUAUUCACGGAGCGCGCCCUGUCGCAAGUCGAGGUCGUCGCCCAUCUCCUGGGAUACCCGAGCGAGUUCACGAGCAGCAGCGCCUGGGCGUACCUGAACGUGUCGGUGCUCUACUGGCACGUCUCCAGGCGCUGGCGACACCUUCGGCAGGAGAGCGGCACCGCGGUCGCAGACGUGUCCGUGGACGAGUCGGUAUUGAGGCGGCCAGGAAAGCACGCCGUCGUCUGCCUUGACGGCCACCUUAGCAAGGAUUUCGAGCAAGACGACGAGGAACAAUGCCACCGCCGAGCAGCCGUGCAGCAUCUUGCCCUAUUCGCGCCGUGGAGACCUUUCUUAGCGAAGAGCGAGGCGACAUCAACGAGAUAUGGAGGCGCGCACGAGAGCGGCUUCCGCCAAGAACCUCGUGCCUCGUCGAUAACGUUCAACUACUCCGGCGGUCCGCCGAGGACGCAAAGCGAGACGCCAAGCAAUGGGCAGCGUCGUCCGGCGACGGGGAUCCGGCCGGCGCACCUGGCGAUUGGGGGAGGAUGGGGAGGGCCGGGCGAGGCGGACCGCGAGGCGGGAUCCGCGUACCAGUCCGACAACGUCGGAAACGCAACGCGACUGAUCGAUGUCGUUAGAAGCGCGACCGGCGCGAACCAGAUCACGGCGGGGUCGCGGGAGCUUUCGGGAAUGAUGCAGCAGCUCUCCGCUUCCAGCAAUCAGCGCUAG
Messenger RNA from Hirsutella rhossiliensis, 3153 nucleotides. RefSeq names its product ATP-dependent DNA helicase PIF1. Lineage: Eukaryota; Fungi; Ascomycota; Sordariomycetes; Hypocreales; Ophiocordycipitaceae. The coding region runs from base 1 to 3153 and encodes 1050 amino acids. The transcript has 7 exons. The record is from RefSeq and is a predicted model, not a curated record.